This is a messenger RNA of Cornus florida, 964 nucleotides long. RefSeq lists its product as uncharacterized. The transcript has 5 exons. Bases 304 to 690 code for a protein of 128 amino acids. Lineage: Eukaryota; Viridiplantae; Streptophyta; Magnoliopsida; Cornales; Cornaceae. The record is from RefSeq and is a predicted model, not a curated record.
CAAAGGAAAAGAAAAUUAAUGAAAAAAAAAAAAGCUAGUAAAUUCCAAUUUAAAACUAGCAUGUUCAAGAUUUUAAUAUGGACCCCUCAAGCCUUCUAUAUAUUUAAGCAAGCAUACCCUAUGUCAUAGGUCAUUCACAUACUUAAAAGCAUAUCUAUGUUCAAGCAUAUCUAAGUUCUUGAACAAAAAGAGAAAUCAGAAGAGAACCCUCCCUCAUUCUAUUCACUACUUUAGGAACUCCAAAUUUGUCAACUUUACCAGGUUUUUUUCUCCCCAUCUCUUGUCUACAAAGUUUUUCUCCAAAUGAGGCCUUCAUUGUUAGUCUCUCUUCUACUUCUGUCCAUUCUCUUUUAUGAGGCUCAAGGUAUUCGCUUAAAGAAAGAAUUUGCAUCAAUGGAGCUUCACAAAGUCCAUGAAGGUAGCGUAAUCAAAACAAGUAAUGGUGGUGUGGGAGAGGUGAUUCUCUGCAAAGAUGGACAAUGUUCAGGAAACUCUAGAAAACUUAUGACCAAGACAACUUCUAGCACUACCACUACUUCAAAGAAUGACAAGAAUGGAGGGAAUAAACAACUGAGUUCUUCGUCGGUUUCUGAACACCGGGAGGCCACCUCCGAGCCAUAUCCGGACAGUUUAGACAUAGCUGGGAUGGAUUAUGCACUAGCAAGGAGAAAACCUCCAAUACACAACUGAGAGUUAAUGGAGAUCGACAACUAAACAUGAAAAGAAAAUAGUAUUUAGAAAUUAAGAUACAAAUUAAGGGAAUACAAGUUAGACAGCAUUAAAGAAAUGCUGCAGUGUUUUAGGGUUAGGAAGAUUUUGUACAUAAUGUAUUGGUAUUUUUGUAUUAUAUAUUGUUUAAUGGUUUAGUCAUAAGUCGAUCAUAUAUAGGCUUUGUAACCCAUAUAAUAAUAAUACUUGAAAAUAUCAGGACAGCAUCAGUUCAAUGCUUCUCUUUUCCCUUUAA